AUGAUCAAGAGCGAUGUCCAGAGGACCGAUGACCGGAUGACCGAUGACCGGACGACUGAUUGCCAGAGAGCCGGCGGCCGGAUGACCUGUGACCGGGCCGAUGACCGGACGGCUGAUGACCAGAGGAGCGAUGGCCAGACGACUGAUGGCCAGAGGACCGGUGACCGGAUGGCCGUUGACUGGACGGCUGCUGACCAGAGGAGUGACGGCCAGAGUGAUGGUCAAGGCGGCGGUUGGAGCCCUGCAGCUCAAAUCGGUCUUGCCAGUUUGACGGCCGGGAAAGCUCCAUGCUGGCCAACGUAG
Sporothrix brasiliensis 5110 is the source of this 303-nucleotide messenger RNA. RefSeq lists its product as uncharacterized. The transcript has a single exon. The record is from RefSeq and is a predicted model, not a curated record. The coding region runs from base 1 to 303 and encodes 100 amino acids. Lineage: Eukaryota; Fungi; Ascomycota; Sordariomycetes; Ophiostomatales; Ophiostomataceae.